Messenger RNA from Alligator sinensis (Chinese alligator), 415 nucleotides. It is a transcript of the gene INS, whose product is annotated as insulin. The record is from RefSeq and is a predicted model, not a curated record. The coding region runs from base 92 to 415 and encodes 107 amino acids. The transcript is spliced from 3 exons. Lineage: Eukaryota; Metazoa; Chordata; Crocodylia; Alligatoridae. Gene Ontology annotation, cellular component: extracellular region. Gene Ontology annotation, molecular function: hormone activity.
GAAAAGGGUUGGCUUGACAAAGAACGAAUGAAUGAAUGAAGUUUGUCUGUAGCAUAGAUACAGCAUAAGAAGCCUCACCUCUCAUCCCACCAUGGCUCUCUGGAUCCACUCACUGCCUCUCCUGGCCUUCCUUGCUCUCUCUAGCCCCAGUGUCAGCUAUGCUGCAGCUAACCAGCGCCUGUGUGGCUCUCACUUGGUGGAUGCUCUCUAUCUGGUGUGUGGUGAAAGGGGUUUCUUCUAUUCUCCUAAAGGUCGACGGGACCUUGAACAGCCUCUAGUGAAUGGGCCUCUGCGGAACGAAGUGGAAGAGCUAGCAUUCCAACAGCAGGAAUAUGAGAAAGUGAAGAGGGGAAUUGUCGAGCAAUGUUGCCAUAACACCUGCUCCCUUUACCAGCUGGAAAACUAUUGCAACUAG